AUGAGCUAUCGCCGUUACAAUCCAUUACUCGAUGAAUGGAUCCUUAUUUCACCAAAUCGAAUAAAACGACCUUGGGACGGCGAAAUUACUAACAGCGAUAGUGAAACAGCCAACACAAAAGUUUCUAAUUCAUCUUCAACAAAAAAUCCUUUGGCGCCAGGUGGUAUUCGAUCAAAUGGAGAAAUUACACCAAAUUAUACUCACACAUUUGUCUUUCCUAAUGAUUUCCCUGCUUUAAAUGAAGGUAAUUUUUCGGUUAGGGCCAAAGGAGUGUGCAGAGUGAUAUGUUAUCAUCCAUGUAGUAGUAUGUCCAUGGCAAAAAUGAAACUGAAUGCAAUCGAACGAAUCAUCGAUCUGUGGAUUGAACAAUUUAAUGAACUGGAAAACAGAUAUGAUUGGAUACAGAUUUUCGAAAACAAGGGAUAUAUGGUUGGUUGCUCAAAUGCACAUCCUCACGGUCAGUUAUGGGCAAGUGAUUUUUUACCCAGUCAGCAGUCUAAAAUGCUUUCAAGUCAGAAGUAUAAAGAACGCACUGGUCGUAUAAUGCUAAUGGACGUUGUUCAACAUGAAUUAGAGUAUCAAAAACGUAUUGUAGUAGAAAAUGACGAGUGGCUUGUGAUCGUUCCAUUUUGGGCAAUCUGGCCCUAUGAAACCAUGAUUUUACCCAAAAAACAUAUAGCAUCCUUAAAUCAUAUCAACAAGCAGAAGUGCCUCUUAGCUAUUUUGUUGAAAAAGUUACUAGUCAAAUACGACAAUCUUUUUAAAUGCUGUUUCCCGUUUAGCAUGGGAUGGCAAAGCUCUCCAACCGGGCACUAUCUUAAUGAAGAUUGUUCUUUUUGGACGUUGCAUGCAGUUUACCUACCGCCUUUACUCCGAUCAGCAAAAAUUAAAAAAUUCAUUGCCGGUUACGAACUACUCUGUGAACCACAGCGAGACCUAACUCCUGAAAUGGCAGCGGAAUCGCUUCGAAAGCAAAGUGAGCAGCAUUAUGAGAAUGAUCAAUCCAGGUCGAUGCCAAUUUGA
Messenger RNA from Dracunculus medinensis (Guinea worm), 1023 nucleotides. The record is from the annotation of a GenBank genome assembly. NCBI's taxonomy places the organism in Eukaryota, Metazoa, Nematoda, Chromadorea, Rhabditida, Dracunculidae.